This is a messenger RNA of Nomia melanderi (Alkali bee), 4789 nucleotides long. RefSeq names its product p21 (RAC1) activated kinase 3 (gene Pak3). Gene Ontology annotation, molecular function: ATP binding; protein serine/threonine kinase activity. Gene Ontology annotation, biological process: protein phosphorylation. Lineage: Eukaryota; Metazoa; Arthropoda; Insecta; Hymenoptera; Halictidae. The record is from RefSeq and is a predicted model, not a curated record.
AUCGAUGUCUGUCGCAUCAUUCCGUGAUAAUAGAACGAUGACGAAAAUAGCUGCUUCUUUGCGCAUACUCUCACCCUUUCGUUCGCUUGUUACUUAGUUAUCGUACGAUAAUGGGAAACAUAUAGAACUAUAGUACCGAAUACAUUAUGCAAAAAAAAACGGCAAAAUGGAUAAGAUUAAUUUGACCAGAAAAGAAUUAGAGGCGGGGGAAGAAACGUAUGGACACUUACGUCAGCGGUGAUACAUGCACACGUGAUUUCAAAAAUCAUAGGAAUCACCCUAUGUACAGCUGACACGCAAAACUGAUAAGAUAUAGAUAUUUAGAUAGGAGAAAUGACAUUCGAUCGAUGAUGGUAUUAUGAAAACGAUAUUUACCGAUCCAGCCGAUUCCAGCCAUCUAAACUGUCAUUUUUAUAUCAUGUCGCAGUGUACAACUUUAUUUAAUUAAUUGAUUGAUUUUCAAUAGUAUACACCAAUAAUUCCUGUACGCCAAUGAAAAAGGAACUUUUUAAUCGGAUUACACCCUGUAUCAUUUGAAUAACAACGAAAGGGCCGAGAUCACAUUUUCAAAUUUUACCGCCAUCUAUUCAGCACUGUGACGUAAGGUCGAGAGAAACACGCCUACCUUCGUGUUUGAUGUAUUGUCGCGACAGACGGACAAGCGAGUCAUGUUAUGAUGAGAAUCGCGAUUUAAAAAGUGACUGUGUUUAUCCCCUCUCAUAGUCGUUUUUCUUGCAAAAAAAAAUAGUUGUAACGAAUCAAUCAACGUACAUACGGUAGGGCGCAGGAUUGCGCGGUAAAAUGAGCCUCAACAUAUCGAAGUUGUUUUCAAGGAAAAGGCCUGGCCCGAUUGACACGGUCGCCACUGAAAUCGGUUUACCCACGAACGUCUCCCAUCAGUUUCACGUGAGCAGAAAUGAGCAAACAGGACAAUUGGAGGGUCUUCCCGAAUCUUGGAUUCGGUUGCUCAACACCCAAAUAUCGAAAUCGGAGCAGGACGAACAUCCUGCCGCCGCUUUACAGGCCAUCAAGUUCUACAAUUAUUCAAUUAAACGGAAACCAGAGGAAGAGGUGUUUAAGCCUUUCGUGACACAAGAUCUUAUCGAGGAGGAGUCUCAAGAAAUCGACAAGAUCUUAGCAAAAAAAUGCAAACGCAGGGAUUCGGAUGGUUCUGUUUCCACGGGUUCUACGGACAGCGACGAACAAAAGUUACCGAAACUUCCACCCAAGAUGAACAUAACUUCAGCACCCACACCACGAAUAUGCCUUGAUAGAAUUGAAAAAACUUUGACAGAGAUUUUAGAAGAUUUGAAUACAUACCAAAUUGAAGAUGACCAACAACUGGAGAAUGAGAACACACCGAACAAGACAGAGGAGAGUCCUAUUUUAAGAAGAAAAACAGAUUCUACGGGGGUGAAGCUUAGCGACGAAGAGGUCUUCAAGGAACUCAGAACUAUCUGUCAAAGUGGAAAUCCCAAUCUACGUUUCAUAAGAACUAAAGAGGUUGGUGCUGGUGCUUCAGGUACUGUAUUCAUAGCUACAGAUUCAGAGACGAAACAGAAAGUGGCUAUAAAAGAUAUAGAUUUAUCAAAGCAACCAAAGAAAGAACUCAUAUUAACUGAAAUUAAAGUUCUGAAAGAAUUUCAGCAUCCCAAUCUGGUCAACUUUUUAGAUGCAUACCUUGUAAAUGAACAUCUUUUGGUAGUUAUGGAAUUAUUAGAAGGCGGACCACUGACAGACGUUGUUAUGGAAACAAUAAUGAAAGAAGCACAAAUUGCUGCAGUUUGUAGAGAGGUUUUGAAAGCAAUUAGUUUUCUACAUAAAAGGGGAAUUAUUCACAGAGACAUUAAAUCUGACAAUGUGCUCCUUGGAAUGAAUGGUACUGUGAAAGUUACAGACUUUGGUUUUUGUGCUAAUAUAGAUGGUGAUGAGAAACGACAAACUAUGGUUGGUACUCCUUAUUGGAUGGCACCAGAAGUAGUAACAAGAAAACAGUAUGGUAAAAAGGUGGAUAUUUGGUCUUUGGGUAUUAUGGCUAUUGAAAUGAUAGAGGGUGAACCACCUUACAUGAAAGAAACACCUCUAAGAGCUUUGUAUUUAAUAGCUGCUAUUGGUAAACCUUCUAUUCCCAGAUGGGAUACUUUAAGUCCUACAUUUCAAAACUUUUUAGAAAGAUGUCUAGCUGUUGAAGUCGAUGAGAGAGCAACAGCCGAUGAAUUGCUAUCUCAUCCAUUUUUAGAGAAUUGUGCAGAAUUAACAACCCUUACACCACUGAUUCGAGCGGCGCAACAAAUACUUCAUAAAGCAUAUUACUGAACAUUUUUUUAAAAAUACAGGUAAAAUACUUGUAUUGAUUUUCUUAUGAAUUUGUCUUGUCGCAUUAUUAUACAGCAAUGCACUGAUAUAAUUUAUACAAUGAAAAGUAUUUCUUAUAUUAUACAAGGAAUAUGUGCAGUGCAAAUUCUUAUACAUAUUUUAUGAUAUGCGACUAACUAUUAUGUUUGUAUGAAUGUAUUACCAAAUUAAUAGUAUGAUUAGUAUAAGUUCUAGUAACAAACAGAUUACUGCAAAGUGUCUUUUGUCAUUCAUUUUUCUGCAUUUUAAAUCUAUUUUAAUGUCACAAUAGAUUCAGUCUAUUGCUUGAGUCAGUGAAAGUUAUAUAAGUUAGUAAUGAUUUGAUGUGCAAUAUUUAUUAUGUAAGUUUCAUGAUUUGCUUUUAUAUAUGAUCCCUUCUUUUAUGAAUUAUUCUAUCAAUUUGCAAGUAAGGAGGAAAAUGUAAAAACAAUGAGUUGUCAUUAUUAUUCUCUUAGAAAGAUACAUGUGGGAUUUUCUAGGUAGUUAAGAUUGUAUUUUCAGUUAUAUUUUGCAUUUAUUAUGUAACACAAUUAUUAUAAAUACUGUACUUAGUUUAUUCAAAAACUGAAAAUGCAAAGUAUGCACGCAUAGCAUUUAUCAGGAACCUUUCACAAGUAAUUUCAUACUCAACAAUUUUUGGUAUACUAAGAAAACUAAAAAUUCCAUUUUGCUGUAGUACAAAUUAAUCUAAUAAUGUUAUCCAGUUCAAAUUUCAACAAUAUACAAUGUAUUACAUAUUUUGUAUUAAGUAUUUACAUUUUCUUUGACUGUAUUCUUUUGUUACUUUGGAUUCUAUACAUCUAAGAAUCAACCAAUUAAGCCAUACACUACAAAUCAAACAAUUUAUAUUUAAAUUGGGUAUUUUUGUAUGUAUAAUAUGUUUGAUUAAUAUGUUACCAUUGAAUUAAAGCAAAAAAAUGCUUUUUAUAGAAACUUUUACAAUCCUUUAUAAAAAGGAAUUCUUUUUUUAUUAAUAGUGAGAAAUUGAACCUUACGGUUCAAUAUUAUAACCAUAUGUAUUAAUGACUAAGUAUUGUAAAUGGUUUAAAAUACCGCACAUUACAGAAUGCAUUUUUGAAAGGUUUUAAAAGACGCGUUUAGUUUUAUAAGGUUUUAUUGAGUAUUGCAAUAUACACUUUUCAAAAACUUUUGUACUCGUAUUUUAGAACUUAAUACUGCUCAAACCAAAUACCAAAUUGUAAGAAAUAUUAUACAUUAAAUUAUAUACAUAACUUUAUAUUUACAAUGCCUUUUAUAAAGAAAAAUAGCCGAAUUUUUGCUAUAGACUAUUUAAUUCUUUAAGGCCUGAGCAGUAAUAUGAAGUAAAAUCACAACUGUGAUAAGGGAAAUCAAGUCCUAUUAUAUUAUAUUACUGUAUUUGAUCAAGUGUGUGAUUUUCACAUUGUAAACUACUGCUUCCUUAACAGUAGUGUGUGUAAUUUGAAUAUAAUUUGACAUUAAGUAAUUAAUGUGUUUUAAAAAAUUCAUAAUUCACGAAGGAAGAUAAUUAUGUGAUUCACGCAUUGAUCAGUUAGCAACUUUAAUGUAUAAUGAUUUAUAUAUAGACAGUCACAACAUUUGUGCCUUAUCAGAUCAAUACUUAUGAUUCUAUGGUAACUGCCUUACUAAUAUUACUAUCAGUAAUAACAGGACAUGAUAAUGAGGAAUGUAAUAAUGAUUUAAUAGAAAAUUAUUAGAAAAAGAAGUUUAUCUUUUUAAAAUUUUACAUAAAAUGUAUAGAAAAUGUACUGAAAGAACAUCACACAUCAAUUUAAACAAUAAAUACUUUAUUUACAAGAUAAAUUAAUAAUCUUGUACAUUUCACUAUUCCCAAAAAUUUGUUAAGCCACACUGAAGUUUCUAAUCAUACAAAGUGAUACUAAUAAAUAGAAUUAACUAUAUAUUUAUUUAUAUAUUUACAUUAUAUUCGUUCUAUAUUUAAUUAUGGUAAAAAUAAGACUAGAUUAUUCUGUUUUGAAACUGUUUUGAUACCAUGAAAAUUGUGUAGUAUAAUGAUAUGUCGUAUGAUAGAAAUUACUACAGUGUGGCAACUAUUUUAUUGAAAUAAAUAUACUAAAUAGCUCAUUUAAUUAAAUUUAAGUUCUCUAGAUACACAAAAGUAAAACAUACGCAUUUUCAUUUUCAUUAAUAUUAUUUGAUAGUUGAACACUUUAUAAUUUUCUUUAAUUUAUAAUUGCUAUGCAUUUGUUUACUAUUCUGAUAUAAAUACCUUUAAUAUGUAUUCAACGUACAUAAAUAUGUCCAAAUAAAUAAACUUUCAACAAGUGCCACAGAAAUGUAAAGGGCAUUAAGCAAUAUAGAAGAAAUGACAACACUUUAGAAUAUUUUAGUACUAUAUAUACAUAUAUUACAUUGCGUGGCUAAUAUAUUUUACAUAUUUUUAUUAAUUUAAACUUAAUGACCUUCUGCAUUU